GCCGGUCACUCCAGCACCAGUCGCUCCGGUGCCGUCGCGCGCAGCCGUGCGUCCUGGCCGCGGCGCGUAAUCCUGCAGAGUGGACCGACGCUCCGCGCCAACGCGACCCGAUGAGACUCGUCGACGCGCGGCAUCUCCCGCAGCUGAUGUCGCUGGAGGACCAGGAGCCCACGAUGGUGGGAGGAACCAGCAUGGGCGCGCGGAACUCCACGCCCGCGGCGACGGCGGCGGCGGAGGAAGGCGCGGGCGGCGCCGGGCAGCAGCCGCAGUCUUUCCCCUGGGUGGUGACGCUGUUGGCCGGCGUCCUCAUCACCACCAUCGUGGUCGAUGUCAUCGGGAACCUGCUGGUUAUCGUGUCCGUGUUCAGGAACAAGAAGCUCAGGAAAGCAGGAAACGCCUUCGUGGUGAGCCUGGCGCUCGCCGACCUGGUGGUGGCCAUCUAUCCGUACCCGCUGGUCCUGACCGCCAUCUUCCACGACGGCUGGAUCGCCGGCUACAUCCACUGUCAGAUCAGCGGCUUCCUCAUGGGCCUCAGCGUCAUCGGCUCCAUCUUCAACAUCACCGGCAUCGCCGUCAACCGCUACUGCUACAUCUGCCACAGCCUCAAGUACGACAAGCUCUUCUCCAACAGCAACACCAUGUGCUACGUGGUGCUGGUGUGGGCGCUCACCAUCCUCGCCAUCGUGCCCAACUGGUUCGUGGAGUCGCUGCAGUACGACCCGCGCGUGUACUCGUGCACCUUCGCGCAGUCGGUCAGCUCGCUGUACACCAUCACCGUGGUGGUGGUGCACUUCAUCCUGCCCAUCGGCAUCGUCACGUACUGCUACCUGCGCAUCUGGAUCCUCGUCAUCCAGGUGAGGAGGAGGGUCAAGCCGGACUCGCGGCCCAAAAUCAAGCCGCACGACCUCCGCAACUUCCUCACCAUGUUCGUGGUGUUCGUGCUCUUCGCCGUGUGCUGGGCGCCGCUGAACUUGAUCGGCCUGGCGGUGGCGCUGGACUCGCGGCUGGGCCGCUCCAUUCCGGAGUGGCUGUUCACGGCCAGCUACUUCAUGGCGUACUUCAACAGCUGCCUCAACGCCGUCGUCUACGGCGUCCUGAACCACAACUUCAGGAAGGAGUACAAGAGGAUCGUCCUCAUCGUCUUCAAUCUACACUGCUGAGACGUUUGUGACUUUUUAACGGACGAGGACAAACGGCCGCGAGUGAAAGAGAGGGGACUUGGCGGAAAGGAAUAAAUGAGGCUUCACAACAGAGAGAGAAUCAGUGAAACCUUCUCUGGCGAUUUCCUGGACGUUGGAUUAUCCAAACACUGUGACGCACCAACUCCUCCAUUAACUCAAGUCGAGGCAGAAACACAAACAUUGACGCUGUUCCUGUCGCCUCCAUCGAGUGACUCGUAAUAAAUUACAUUUCUUUUAUCUACGUUAACGAGAAAAAACAAAAAUUGCGCUGUGGGGAAAAAUCUGAAUGUCAAAGUUUAACACGAGGCUCUGUUUGUUUACACAAACUAUUUCCAUCAUAUUACAAAUUUAACAUUAAAUAUAUUUUGGUACGGUGGCCCUGAGAGUUCAAAAUAUGUCAGAAAAGACACAAAAUUACACGGCAAAUAUUAAUUUAGCUCAUUUUUCAACACAAACCGGUGAGUAGUGACUUCAUAUUUUUUGAGUUUUGAUUAUUUUCAUUGGCAGCAGUUGAGUUGAGCUCUCGGGGCCACCGUAGAUCUGAGGAAGAAGCCAAACUCUCAAAGAAAGAACUAAAGGAAAGUGGAGGAUGGACAGAGAGGCCACAAUUUAGGCUCAAUCCAUCUUAAUCCAGCGUAAUUCCCUCGACACAAACCUUCUCAAGCUGUGUUUGAAAUCCACCAAAAAACGUCCUCAAAAUCAUAAAAAUAAAACAAAUUGACCUUGUUGGUCUUGCUCAUGCGAGAGCCAUGUAGAGACAACUUCCUCUUACUCCCAGAUUUCAAAAUAAAAGCACUUGUGCCAUAUUUGGGCUCCCACAAAUUUUAGUGCCAGAAGAACUUUUAGAAGAGUUUUACCUGCUUAUAGUUAUCACCCUUUUUACAUAAACGUGACAAAAUUCAUGUCCAGAUGUCACUGAGAUAAACACAUCUGAACUCGUCCUGUGGGACUGAACCAUGUUUUGCUGAAUAUGACGUCAUCGGUGGGUCGAUUCUUACCAAAAUUCAAUGGGAACAUACUUCCUGUGAUCACCCACCCAUCACAAAAAAAAAUCACAUUGAUCCGUCAAUAAAAUUCAGACAGGGAGUUGCUAAAAGAAGGACAAACUUUCAGAAAACAGUCUUAAUCAGAAGUCUCAAUCAUUUCCCGUCGUUUCGAGUAUGAUUUUAUUCUUAAAUCUGUAAUAAAGCCAUGUUCCUGAUGCAAAAAAAACGACCUCAACACAACUGCACCUCGGUUAUUUACGAGUGAAUUUACCUCGCAACGUUGACCGGUGUAGCAUCUACCUCAUCAUCAGGACUCAUGCGGGACACAGGACAGAGCGUCGGACGGGGGGUGAAGACAGUUUGUUUGAAGAGAAACGCCGCCGCAGAUCUCAGGUUUCACACGUUUAACACAUGAUAACAGGAUUGUCAAAGACGCAACACUGUGAAUCCUUUAUUUUUGUAAGUCCUUCAUAUUUUCUUUACUUUAAGUUCCUACCUUCAGUUUUUGUCUAAUUCAGUGGUUCCCAAAGUCUGGGUGGGAACCCACAGAUGGGUCACGGGAGAUACUUUUUGGGUCCCCACACAAAUCGUGAAACUUUCAGUGAAUAUUUAUGUGAAUGUGUCUUAAAAAACAUACAAUGCUGUUUUAAGUCAUUUACACAACACAUCUUGGAAGUGAUUUGUUUAGCGAUGCUUAGCGAGUCUUUUCAGUUCACAUCACACCUCCACAGUUUCUGCUGCUCAGGCCCCGAGAACGUGUUUCCACAGCGACGCUACGCCGAGACGCUGAACCCGAGGAAGAGACGGGAGGAAUCUGUCAAACUGUCACAGAUUACAUUUACACCUGUCACAGUUCAGGAGUCUGACAGUGGAGACAGUGAUGGACAAGCACAUGUUAAUGUCACUGCGUCUGAGGGAAAGGGUCACAGCAGCAGACUCCAUUUACACCUGACGGAGAGAUGGAUGGAUGGGUGGAUGGAUGGAUGGGUAGAUACCCUGAAACGACACCUUGUGUUUUCACUGGCCAUUGGCCGCUAGCAGUUACAGCUACCUCACUGAUUUAGAACGUGAAUUCACUGUGGUCACAAUGUGUCUGAAGACUUUCCUUUAGCUUCCAAUUGUUAAAAUUCUGGUUUUAGACGAGCGUAAUCGGCCGUCCUCAACCGUCUGCUUCGUCUACUGGACUUUAAAUGCAUCAGUGAACCCUGUCUGUAGUUAGGCCGUCUGGAUCGCGAUCCAUCGCCGGUUUAUCUACGAUAGUUUCGCACGGUCGAGCUAAAUCUGAUUUUGAAAUGACAGAUGUUAUAACAAUAAAAUAAAAAUGUUA
Molecule: messenger RNA, 3494 nt
Organism: Solea senegalensis (Senegalese sole)
Lineage: Eukaryota; Metazoa; Chordata; Actinopteri; Pleuronectiformes; Soleidae
Product: melatonin receptor type 1A-like
Exons: 2
Coding region: 111-1160 (349 amino acids)
Biological process (GO): G protein-coupled receptor signaling pathway
Cellular component (GO): membrane
Molecular function (GO): melatonin receptor activity
Source: RefSeq, a predicted model, not a curated record